Molecule: messenger RNA, 834 nt
Organism: Haemonchus placei
Lineage: Eukaryota; Metazoa; Nematoda; Chromadorea; Rhabditida; Trichostrongylidae
Source: the annotation of a GenBank genome assembly
AUGAAACCCGCUUUAGUAGCAAUCAAGGAUAGCAACCACAGUGGCUCUGCUACUCGGCGUUCAGUUUGUAACACAACAUCCGGAGUCUCGUGUUUUGCGGAACUCUUUGAAAUGAUGGGAGAAGUGUGUGUGGAACGACACCUAGCCCUCAAAUGUGUUCACUAUACGUGGCUGGACGAAUGCUUUGAACGACGCGUUGGAAAAUGUGAUGCAAAUGCCGUCAGUAGUGCUGGAGCAGCCGGCUAUCGAGUGGCAUUAGCACGCUGUGGGUAUCGAAAAUCCCAUACCUCAGCCGAGACAAAUCCUUUGAUCGGAGUGCCGGCUGAUGACGCACCAUCGAGACUGCAAUUGGUUUCAACCCUUGGAUACCUUCAAACGCAAUGUGCACUGAGUCGAAGCAAAAACUGUUCCAGUGAACACGUACAUAAUAUUAUGUCACAAUGUGAAGAACGAAUGAAACCCCGAGCCGGAUAUCCACAGUUUGACAGGCAUCGAUUACUCCGGAUCAAAUUAGACACCUCGAAAAAAUUGUUGCUGUACUCGGAAACCGACAAGGAGCGAGAAUGUCUAGUAGUUCGGUCUACACUUUCUGAAAUAUACACGCUCCAUCAUGCCCACUGCUAUCAUUCGUUGGUGACGCGAUGUCUAUGUGAACGGCUACGGCUCGAAGCUCUAUGUCAGAUCAGGUGUGAUCAGUUGGAGCCAACCUCGCCAAAACAAGAUCAACUGGCGUGGGAUGAAUGGCGGGACGCUCGCUUGAUUUCAUCACUAAGGACCCCAUUCCAAGUUGUUGCCAUCCUUGUAUUUUGUGUUAUUUUUGAGUUGUUACGGUGA